Molecule: messenger RNA, 2527 nt
Organism: Cavia porcellus (domestic guinea pig)
Lineage: Eukaryota; Metazoa; Chordata; Mammalia; Rodentia; Caviidae
Gene: Igflr1
Product: IGF like family receptor 1
Exons: 6
Coding region: 1438-2478 (346 amino acids)
Cellular component (GO): plasma membrane
Source: RefSeq, a predicted model, not a curated record
GGCAGUAAGGACAAAUGAGAACGGGUGCAGAGUGUGACAUCUCGGGAGCGGGGCAAAGGAACUGAGGUCUUUGGUGGCUGGGCGGCUUGGGGUAGUGUUUCUAGGGUGCUCGACUUCCCUGGCUCUCAUUUCACCAUUAUUUUGCGCCCUUUCAGAGUUAGCUCCUUUUUUUACUUUAAAAUCGGAGUGGGCUGCCGGCAAUGGAACCAGUGCUCCCGGCUUCGCAACAAACCGACAUUGAGCCAGAUAAGAUCUGGUACUAAACUCCGGGGUUAAAGUCUCUGAGGUCCUCGUUUUCUGUUGUCAGUCAUCACAAAGACUUGCCUUUUCCAGGCUCCUAAGGCUUACCCCUAGAAACCCACUGCUUUCUGGUUAGACCUCUCUGCAGAUUCUUUCUCCAAGUUUCAGGCCCUUCUUCCGAGGAUUUGGCCAUGGCCCAAUACAUAGAAAUUUGGCCGCUGUGCUGUCUCUUCAGCAGAUCCGCUCACAGUUAUUUCCUCCUUUUCAUUUUAUUUUAUUUUACUUUUGAGACACUAUCUCAGGCUGGCCUCGAACUCAUGAUGAUAAUCCUGCCCCAGCCUCCCCCAGUUGGAAUUAUAUGAGUGCAGAAGCACUUAUGAUACUAAAAUUCCUUCUCAGGUGCAAAGCCCCACCCCAAACCUUCAUACUGUACUCUCUGCAUGCAGCCCUACUCUCUGAGCUCUGGUUCUGCCCCUUUAAAAUAUGUUCAGACUAUACUCUGCUCAACAUGUACCGGGAUCCACAGAACAUGGCCAAACCCCAUAGACAGAUCACACCGCAGGGCCCAGGCAGAGGAGGGGCAGGAUGGACAGCCCCCAGCAGGGGGCUCCUCUGAUUCCACCCUGUCCGGUCCUGCGGGUCAUGUGAGCGACAUAGAGGUGCAGGAACACUAUGAUAAUUUGAGGUGAGGGUCAGCAGGGUAGAUUGGGUUUCUUGUGCUCCAGGAGCUUAGCUGAGUUCCUCCUGGUCUUCCCUAGGAGGUGUUCAUGGAACUGCAGGAGAAUUCUGGGGAGAAUGAAGAGAUGAAUGUGUGUGACAACUUGGGGGACCACCCCUUAGGAAUGUUUUAUAUCAAGACACAGAUAUUCCUGGCCAGUAUCGUUCCUCAAAGCCCCCGCUAUUCUCCAGCCCCAGGUUCCAAGACUCUACAUGUACCUUUUCUGUGGCUUUUUGCUAUGAUAAUAAAAUUUCCUAUUAAACCUCAAGCUUAGCUGUGGGUGUCAGUUUCCUUUCAGCUGACAAAAAGGGGAAACUGCACCGGCCUCUAACCACAAGAUCAGUGGAGGAACUCCGAACCAGAGCAGUGCUUUGGGGGCCCAGGGAUCGAACUCACGACCGUCUGCUUGCAAGUGCGGCAGAGGGGUUGCGGUCGGAAGUCCUGCAGUCGCAGCUCCCAGGCUGCAGGCCCUGGUCUGGAUGGGGCUUAGACAUCUGCUGCAGACCUCCGUGCUGUUUCUGGCCUUGGCAGUACCUUCAGAAGCCUCCCAGUACUGCGGCCGCCUUGAGUAUUGGAACCCAUAUAACAAGCGUUGCAGCAGCUGUCAACAGCGAUUCGGGUCACCUCCUUAUCCGGACUACGAGUUUGUGGAAAACUGCGGGCACAAUGACUUCGGCGAUGUUUUGAAGAAUCCGUUCAAAAAGUGUUCUCCUGGGCAGUGUAACCGCGACUUUGCGGAGCUGUGUACCCCCUGCAACGGCGGAGCCCUGGCCACUGCUCCCACUGGGAGCCACGGCGGAACCCGGCAUCGCAAUAGAGAGGAGCCCACAUCACCCGGGAGUUCCAGUGUCUCGUGGACGACUCAGAGCAAUGUCUCUCCACUGCAUUUUGUCCUGCCCUUGGUGCUGGUUCUGCCCUUGGUGCUGGUCCUACUCCUAAUCUGCUUCCUCCUUCUGCAAAGGCAUCACCAGCACAAGGAAAAAGUUCUUUCCCCUCUCUGCCCUGGCGUGUUUCCCAGAGACCCCAGCAACUACACCCUCUGCUUGCACUUAGCCUCCUCAGGCUCUUUGGAGGCUGGGCACACAGGAAAGAUCCCUCUCCCAAGCAAGGGUAAGCUGGCGACAAACGCAUCCAGAAGGGAAGGUUGUGCUGGAAACCUGCCCUUCCUCCCCUUUACGCCAGCCUGUCUCCCAGAGCUGGCAGGUCUGGCGACACAACCUCUGUCUCGCCUCUUGGAUGAGCUGGAGGUACUGGAGGAGCUGAUUGUGCUGCUGGACCCUGAACCUGGGCCCGGCGGUAGCACGGCCUGUGGUACCACUCGGCACCUUGCUGCAAGAUACGGGCUGCCUGCUGCCUGGUCAACCUUCGCCUACUCCCUGCGGCCCAGUCGCUCACCACUGUGGGCCCUGAUUGAGAUGGUGGUGGCAAGGGAGCCGUCAGCCACUCUGGGCCAGUUCAGUGAACACUUGGUCCAGCUAGGACGGGCAGACGCACUGCUGGUGUUAUCCAGGCUUGGCUGACCUGGGAUCGGUGAGGGCCUACAAUUAAAAAUAGUUUCUUUGGAAACAA